Fusarium graminearum PH-1 is the source of this 1842-nucleotide messenger RNA. RefSeq lists its product as uncharacterized. Gene Ontology annotation, molecular function: protein binding. Lineage: Eukaryota; Fungi; Ascomycota; Sordariomycetes; Hypocreales; Nectriaceae. Gene Ontology annotation, cellular component: nucleus; cytoplasm. Bases 1 to 1842 code for a protein of 613 amino acids. The transcript has 3 exons. The record is from RefSeq and is a predicted model, not a curated record.
AUGGAAAUGGCCGCAACCUACAAGAAACUCGAGAAACUGUGUCCCGGUGACAAAUACCCAACGCAGCAACGAAUUCUCGACAAUGCCCGCAUUCCCGGAACCUGUCAAUGGUUUCUGAACCACGAAACGACACAAGCUUGGUUGAAUGGCGAUGGACAUCACAUUCUCUGGUUACAUGGACCUAUCAACCACAUUCAUCAGACCCAGUACGAAAGCAUCGCAUGUGGUGUCUUUUACUUUGGGCGCAAUGAUCUACAGUAUAACCUCGCCGAUUACGAUCUUGCAUUCCGAUCCAUCACUAGGCAACUCGUGUCCCAAACUCCAGACUCGCUCGGCCUAUGGCAGAGUAUUACCGACAAUGAAGAAAUGGAGACCCCGUGUUUAGACGUUUCUUCGAAGAUCAUUGAGCAAAUUUCAUCUGCAUUUGACAAGAUUAUCGUCAUUCUAGAUGGUGUAGAUGCGACGAACGAGUCUGGCCUGAACGAUCUUUUUCAUCUUCUGUUUGAUGAAAGGAUAAUUCCCUCACUGAAGAUCUUGAUAACAAGUAGACUUCCCUUUCCCAAUGCACUCGACAGGAUCGACCUUGGAAUAUCAGAGAUUGAAGCCCACGCUCCUGAGUCGGACAUUGGACUUUACUUUGCCAGCUACAUCGACGAAUCUCCUGUCGACGCCGAGUUUCCCGACCCUGCGCGCGUCAGACUCUUUCCUUAUAAGAAGUUCUUCGACCUCUCCAAAGGCUUCAACAUUGCCUCGCAACCAAACAGUGUGUUUUUCGACCUUGUCGAGUCAUCGCCGCCAGAGUCGAAAGGAGAUGUGUCAAGAGCAUUCUGCGAAGCGGUUAUGGAAGACAUCAAGUCCUCCAAAGACGCCAAUCUUAUCAUGUGUGUGCUCUAUCAUCUCAUUGUCAUUGACAGGAUGGGGUAUCUAUUUACCGUCCCCAUGGCGCACGAAGCUCUUGAUACUUGGGGUACCACACGACCAGAUGGAAAUCCAUUUACGGCCUCCGAAAUUCUGAAAUCUUGCCAAGGACUUAUCUUUCUGAACGACAAGAACCAGACCAUAGUGAUGCGAUCUCCACUGUUGAUGGAACACCUUCGCACUCAUGUGCUCACAAAUUUUCACCAUCAGGUACAGACAAGAGUUUCCAUGAGGUAUCUUUCGAAACAAGAUUUUGCAAACGGGGCCUCAAAGUCUUCUGCGCAAUUGAAAGAGAGAUUCUGGGCUCAUCCAUAUCUCUGGUAUGCAGCCAGAAGCUUGUCGUCCAACCUCACAAAGGGCGAUUGCUUCGAAUCAUUCUUCCUGGCCUUGACUACUUCACAAGGAUCCAUCGAGUCUUACCAACAAGCUGCUGAAGCAUGGCCAUAUUUAGAUGACGAAUCCUAUGACGAAUGCGAAAGGUCAUGCGAACGAUGGCGCUGUUACACAGCAGGUUAUACUGCGCUUCAUCUUGCAGCAAGUUUAGGAGUCGCCGAUAUGAUGGUGCAAAGACUCGUCAGCGAUGGAGCUCAUCUUGAUGCUCGAGAUGGGAGUGGUCAGACAGCGUUGCAUAUAGCAGCGGGCAUUGAAGAUGAGUCCGUUACGCUAAAAAGCUUGUUGCUUGCUGGUAGUGAUGUGGCUGUCAAAGAUAGGGAUGAUUUGACGCCCCUGGCUAUUUGUGUAGUACAUGGAAAUUUGGCGUCGGUCAAGUUGCUUAUUGAGUAUGGCGCUGAUGUUAGUACGCUCGAUGAGGAGGAUCUAAGAGAGUGCGCGAGGGAAAAGCCAGAAAUUGCUCAGUUCUUGGUUGAGCUUGGUAUUGAUAUGCCAGACGUUGAUGAGGAUGAGGAUGAGGACGAGGGAAAUUAG